Molecule: messenger RNA, 1716 nt
Organism: Ogataea philodendri
Lineage: Eukaryota; Fungi; Ascomycota; Pichiomycetes; Pichiales; Pichiaceae
Exons: 2
Coding region: 1-1716 (571 amino acids)
Biological process (GO): intracellular calcium ion homeostasis
Cellular component (GO): endoplasmic reticulum membrane
Molecular function (GO): enzyme regulator activity
Source: RefSeq, a predicted model, not a curated record
AUGGUGACCCUUCAAAGUUCUUUCUUCGGUAGCGGUGUUGAAGUUCCAGAUCUUGAGCGUGAGGUCGUCGGAACAGCUAACAAACUUGGAGUCGUUUGGAGAAAACACAAUGUCCUGAAUAGCGUUGUCAUGGGCCUUUGGAAGAAUAUUAACGUUGUUGAAAUUUGGCUGCCAGAACUUGACGCAUCCAAUCUGGUCUGCGCUCAAAAGCCAGUCGCCGUUGUGGCUGUACUGAAGAGCGAAAAUGGGCGAAUCAUGGGCCUGCAUGAUGGACUCGAAGUUGAAUGUCAAACCGUUCCAAAUGGUGAAUUCUCCAGAAUGGGACGAGAUGAGCACUCUGCGCGCGUCGGGCACUCCUUGCGCGGUCCUGCCCAGUCGAUAAGCUCGCUGGAACCGCUUCUUGUGGAGUCCAACAAGUUCCGCAGACAGUCGCGCAGCAGUGCCGGGCUGGUUCCGGAAAUGCGCAGUCUGCGCAGCAUGCACGAGUACUCGUUCUCUUAUGUUAAGAUCGUGUUUGUUGUUGUUUUGUUUGUCACGUCGUUGAUCUCGUUUGUCACCCAGACAGAAACCACCGCAUACCUCUACACAGAGCUCAAGUUUAGCGAGCCGAUUCUUUUGUUGCUGAUCACCCAUGGAUCCUGGUGGCUGCUGUGGCCGCUGCAGUUCUCGGGAAUCGCGCUCUACAAAACAUUCAGACGGUAUCUGCGUCACAAAAACGGCUACAUAGAUCCUCACGGUAAGAAAUGGAAAGGUUUCAGAAGAGCGUUCACCAGCUCUGUUAAGACCCAGCACAAGAACAUUUUCCAUAGUGCCGAGCUCACAAUCCGCAUGAAUCGCAAAGAUUACGAAAAAGAGUUCGGUUCCAAGAGCUUUAAGCAUUUCCCGCAGUUUUUCAAAAGCCAGGCUAUCAAAUACAUCUUCAAAUCCACACUGAUUCUGUCUGUGAUUUUGAACGCGGCCGGAAUCACCUGGUACAUAGCCAUGGGGAUGUCUACGGGAUCUGAUGUGACGGCCAUCUACAACUGCAGCGCGUUCACAGCGUACAUGUUUGCUAUUCCUAUUCUGGGAGAAAAAUUGUCGCUUGUUAAGCUUAGCUCUGUGGUGACUGCCAUCGCGGGAGUGAUGGUCGUGGCGUAUUCGGGAAAGAACCAGAACCUCGGAACGUACCCCCACCGGUUACAGGGAGACGUGAUCAUCCUGAUGGGUGCGAUUUUGUACGGUCUUUACGAGGUGCUGUACAAAAAAAUGUGCUGUCCACCGUCGAACGAGGUGAGCGCAAGACGCCAGGCCACGUUCUCGAACUUUUCAAUGUGCCUGAUCGGCAUCAACACCGUGUUUGUGGUGAUCGUGCCGAUGGCGGUGGUGCAGAUUCUGGGCUGGCACAGGUUCCAGUUCCCAACGUCCAGCAAACAGUGGCUGUACAUCUUCCUGUCAACGUUCUCGAACCUGAUCUUCAGCGUCUCGUUUCUGGCCUUGAUGGCGCUCACGUCGCCGGUGUUCUCGUCGGUGGCCUCGCUCGUGACGAUCCUGAUCGUUGGUCUCGUGGAAUGGUUCCUGUGGGGAAUAGCCAUCAGUGUGUCGCAGAUGCUUGGAUACCUGCUCGUUGUGGCGGGCUUUGGCCUGCUCACCUACGCCUCAUGGAGCGAGAUCAGCGAGGAGGAUACCGCGGACGAGCUCAUCGACACAGACACAGAGUCUGUCGUGAGCACCAACUAG